AUGGCUAGCAGUCAAUCACCUUCGAAAGGCCACCAGAACGUUUUUUCGCGUUUUUUUCAACGUUUGAAAGGCUCGAAAAAUGUUCGACACCAAGACAAACAAAAUGAUGCGAGUCAAGCACAAGCCACCAUUGAGCAGCAAACAGCAGAUGCCAUUGCAGCCCAAGUGAAGGCUCCGCCAAUUAAUAAUAAACAACAUAAGGUAAAACUUUCACCCUUUUCACCACCGAAUUUGUUAAACGACAAUCACAAUGGCUCCUCCUAUCACUUUUUACAGGACUUUUCCCGAGCCAGAUGCAAGAUGUUUUUUCCAACAUCAGGUCGUAUGGGCUUUGAUAAAAUCAAAACAUCGACUGAAUUCCCUCCAAUCGAGACCGUACGCGAAAUGAUUACUUAUGAAACAAGCAUCCGACUAUCCGAGCCGAUUCAAGAACUAAUGGACUUUUAUCACAACGAUGAAGCUUCGUUGAGGUUAGCUCUACUUCUGCACAUAAUCUCGUACUCUAAAUUUACUUUUGCUAUGAAAUUGAAGUCAUGUGCUCGAUCUCAUCCAACAACAUGUCGUGGAACAUUUUGGAUAUCAUGA
Rotaria socialis is the source of this 585-nucleotide messenger RNA. NCBI's taxonomy places the organism in Eukaryota, Metazoa, Rotifera, Eurotatoria, Philodinida, Philodinidae. The record is from the annotation of a GenBank genome assembly.